CCUGCACCAAACCGCCAAGAUCGUUGAACGUUACUGCACAGUGCAACAGAAUGUGAUUGCAUUGUGUAGAAUGGAGCGCACGGCUCAACAAGUCAAACGGGAUCCACGGGAGAAGUCGUCCCCUAUUCGCUCCGGUGGCCGGUGAUAAAGCGCCGCUUGUGUCGUGGACGGCGUGGCUUUGUGAACGUUUCAAGAGCGCUGUCAUUUUAACCCACGUUUCAUAUUUUUAAGAUCCGUCAUGGAGGAUCAGGACCCUAUUGAAAGGGAGCCCACGGAGCGGUCCAAAGACGACACCGUCCCGGCGGAAAACGGAGUUGUGCUGGUUGUCAAUCACGGCCGCGUCCGGCCGCCUCUCAGCGUGCUGCUCGCCACCGCUCUGUACUGCGCAGAGUUCGUCAGUGCGUCUGUGCUGUGCAGCAUGUACCACAAGUCCGGCGACAACAUCUGGAUGGGCUUUACCAUCACUUUCAUGCUGGUCCCGGCCGUGUUGAUUCAGCUGGCGUUGACGUUCUUUCACAGAGAAUUGGGGAGAGACCGACCUCUGGUCCUGUUCUUGCACCUACUCCUCCUGGGCCCACUUAUUAGGUGUCUUGAAGCACUGGUCAUCUAUUUCAAAGCAGGUAAAGAGGAGGAGUCUUACGUCACCAUUGCCAGGAAGAUGAAUCUGAAGAAGGGAGAGGGUAUGCCCAUGGAGUGGGAGAUCGGCCACUCGGAGCGCAAGCUGGCUGCCCACAGGAACGCCUUUAAACGCACCGCGGUCAUCCAGGCCUUUCUGGGCUCCACCCCUCAGCUCACGCUACAACUGUAUGCCACAAUCCAGGAGAAAUACUUCCUCAAAGCCAGAUUAAUUCUGAUGCUCAUCACACUAAUCUCCAUCACGUACGGGGCUCUGGUGUGCAGCGUUCUGGCCAUCCAGAUCAGAUAUGAUGACUACAAGGUGCGGGUACGUCCUGCAGCCUACCUCUGCAUGAUCGUGUGGAGAGGGCUGGAGAUCGCCACCCGGAUCAUCUCCCUUGUCCUCUUCAGCACCGCACUAACCUACUGGGUGAUUCCUGUUGGUCUGGGUAACUUGCUCUUCUUCUUCUUCUUGCCCUGGGCUACUUUCUGGGCGAGGAAGGGCUCGCUGCCAGAGAAUGUUGAGAAGAAUUUCUCUAAGCUGGGAACCACUGUGGUGUUGUGCAUGUUUACUUUGCUCUAUGCCUGCAUCAAUGUCUUCUGCUGGUCAGCGGUGCAGCUGGACCUGGCCCACCGAGAACUCAUAGAGAAGAAGCAGCGCUGGGGCCAAUUGGCUGCCUACUACUGUGGCCGCUUCAUUGAAAACGUCCUCCUCAUCUCGCUAUGGUACUUCUACAAGUCAGACUUCUAUGAGUACGUGUGUGCCCCGCUGCUGGUUGUCCAGCUGCUGAUCUGCUACAGUCUGGCUGUGUUAUUUAUGCUUCUCUUCUACCAGUUCUGCCAUCCCUGCAGACGCCUCUUCAAGUACAAUGUCCAUGACUGCUUGCACUGUGUCUGCUGUCAUAAGGACAGUGGAGGAGAAAGGAGGCAAAGGGGGGAGCCUCCCCACUCCUACUCCACCGCUGCCACCAUGGUGCUGGUGCCAGAGGAGCCACUGGAACUCCUUGGACCCCAAAAUACGCAACCUCCUGACAUCACCAGUCAACUGGGUGAGCGGGAGACGGCCAUUGUCGAUGACACCAUGGAUGCUGCCUGAGGAGGACUUGGUGGAGAUUUAGCAAUUUCCAUAAUGCCUUAUGAAUUCAGAAGUUCACUGCUGAGCAAAAUGCACAUUAGGGAGAGAUGAGACAGUGGUGCUUACGCUGCACUUUAGAGGACAAGUGUGCUACUCAGUGAGGUCUCAGCUGGUUUAACACAGAAAUUAUAAUUCAUGGUGCGUUAUUAGAAGAAUAAAGAUGCAUGCAGAGCGGAGCCUUUACUUGAGUAAGCUAAGCCAUGUGUUGGAUAAUACUCUUUAUCGUUUGUUCUCAGGUGUAUGAAACUUUCCUCAUUCAUGGUUUUGACAGAGGGAAAGGGUAACUCAUGAUGUCUUGAUUGAAGGUAUUGGGCACCAUCGGGGCUCAGUAUAACAAAGAAUGUAGGGUGUUGAGAUAUGCAGUAAUAUACAAAGACUGCCUUGAGAGAGCAGCAUCAGGCCAGACAGAGUGAAGCAGGUGUGUGGGAGAUGUGCCAAGGUUCUCCGGCUGCAGAAACCGACUGGGACAUCCCCAGUGUACUUUGUGCACCUUGAUGACUGUGCUGCAAAUGUAUUCACACUAUGAAACCCCGGGAUGCAACAGGCGGAGAGGAAAAGGUCAGAUAAAGUUUACCCUCCUUUUAUUCAGUUUCACCCACAGCACUGUGUGAUGAAUGCCUUGUAUUAUUCACUGUCACUUCAGGUUGCCUUGAUUUGAUUUGCAAUUUUGCCUUCGCAGAAAUGCAUAAAGUGGUCAAAAGUGAAUGAAAAUCAUCUGCUGAAAAACUUGCCGAGAGGAGACUCAAAAAACUGCGACUAUCACAAAAGUGUCUUUUUUGUGGGGGGGGGGGUAUGCA
Messenger RNA from Lampris incognitus (smalleye Pacific opah), 2547 nucleotides. RefSeq names its product XK related X-linked (gene xkrx). The coding region runs from base 239 to 1711 and encodes 490 amino acids. The record is from RefSeq and is a predicted model, not a curated record. Gene Ontology annotation, cellular component: membrane. The transcript is spliced from 3 exons. NCBI's taxonomy places the organism in Eukaryota, Metazoa, Chordata, Actinopteri, Lampriformes, Lampridae.